Leishmania braziliensis MHOM/BR/75/M2904 is the source of this 2448-nucleotide messenger RNA. RefSeq lists its product as hypothetical. The record is from RefSeq and is a predicted model, not a curated record. The coding region runs from base 1 to 2448 and encodes 815 amino acids. Lineage: Eukaryota; Euglenozoa; Kinetoplastea; Trypanosomatida; Trypanosomatidae. The transcript has a single exon.
AUGGCAGAUCCGUUCCUAGAGACCGGCAACCCGCUAGAGUUGGAGGUGACUCGGCUUACGCAGGAGAACCGCGAGCUUCGUCAAGAGAACGCAAGGCUCCGAGCGCGGAUUAGUUUAACCGCCACUCCCUCAGCAACACCAUCAAAUGCUCUCAGCGAGCGAGCCUCGGUGCGCAGCGUUGUCGAUGCGAUCGCUGCCCCCGUCGGAGCCUCACUGGGGGCAAAGUCGACGGACAAGCCCGGUCACGCACUUUCACACAGCUCCACACGAGCGGAAACGAAGUCCACUCAAAAGCAGCAUCAGCAGCAGGCUGUGUCUACCGCGCGCAUUGAGGAAGCGGUUCAACGAGUCAAGAAGGAGCUACACGGAGAGGUGGAGAAGUACCAGAAGGUGGCGGAGGUAAAGGCAUCGCAGAUGGAGCAGCUCAAGCAGCAAUUCGAGCUGUUCGUCACGGCCACCUGCGAACGCGAGGCGGCGUACGAGCUGGUGUACAUGCAGGUGUUUCGUGACUUGGAAGAGCAGAGAUCUCUGGUGCGAGCUGCGCAGGCGCAGCUGGAGGUGCAGCGACUAGAAGCGGUCAAGAUGCACACGUCGCUGCAGGCCGCCGUGACACCCUCAAAGCACGGCACCUUGGCCUCCUCAUCGCCGAAUCCACCCCCCAAGACUGAGGAUGUCGCAGUGGCGUCCUCAUCUUCUGCGGUGCGGCCAGCUAAAAGGACUCGCACUGGCAAGAUCGCUACGCACAUCGACGAUAGUAAUAAGUCCAAUGCAACGGAAUCGCAUGUCACUCAGGAGGAUGUGGUGGAGGUGCAGCAGGAAGUCACUGCAUCUGAGCCCAAAGCGACGCCCGAGCCGCGGCAGCUGAGGAUCGUCUUGGGCGGUGCAGCUCUUCGUGCUGACAGCAAGAGCACUCAGCUCAAGCGUCCGCGUGCCAACUCCGCCGUGAGCGUGCCUUCGGCGACUCGCUCGACACGCGCGAGACAAAGCGCCGCCUUUACGCAGCUGCAUAUACCCGUUGCUCCGGUGUUUGCCGCUGCUUCUGUAGGCACAGCUAGCGGCGCAGUGGAACCCGCUGAGACAUCCUCUCUAGAAACGGCCGCGGCCGCGUCCCCCGCUGCUGCCUCCGCAUCAUCCCCAGCACAGCAAACAGCAGGGAAUGCUCUGGGCGAUCUGUGGGCGCUCCUCGCCCGCCACACUGAAGCCACUCGUGGUUUCCUGCCUCUGUGGCAGCAUCUUGCCCACCUCCGCGGUCCAGACCGCUUGGCUGCGCUGCGGGUUAUGAUCUCACUUCUGCUUCAGCUGCUGGGUCCUGCUGAUGCAGCGCUGCCGCUUGUCUUGCCUGCAUCGCUCUCGACCUCUGCCGGCGCCCCGCCCACCUCUAUCACGGUGUUGGCGACGGCAAUUCGCCUCCUGGAGGUGCAGCUCGAAAGUGAGAUGCAACAACAGCGCGGCGCCGCCGUGAGCCGCACUGACGCAACCGCCCAGCAGUGCUCCACGCUAUUUCGCUCUCUUUUCUACCGCCUCUGUGUAGCGACGCUGCGACGAUGGCAGACUGCCGAAGCUGAGGUUGACGCAGUGGAUAACUGGGCGACGGCGCUCGUUCACUUGUACGGCUUCCAGCCCGCCUUGUCAAAACUUGCACAGUACACCAACUCCACCAUUGCCUACGAGCGCCCACGCCUCGCGCACGGCUGGAUCACGUACACAGCUCAGGCCAUCUUUGCGCAAUGCUUCACAUCAUCACCCACGUCAUCCGCCGAGGUAGCAGUAGGGCGCUGGCGGGAGCUGUGCGAAAGCAUCGGGUGGAGCCCACAUUCCCUGCCACUGGAGCGACUAGAAACGGCAGCGGCGCGCUGCGUCGCGCGAACGCGAGUGGGUCUGGGCUCUUUCACCGCUGUGUGCGCUGAAGAAGCACUGCUCUCGCUCCGUCUCGUUGUUCUUUACCGAGGCUUUGACCACAUGAAGCGCAUUGCGACGCUGCUGGAACUACCGGGAGUGCUGCCGAUGGCGAUCACGAAGGAGAUUUAUGCGGAGCUAGUGAGCUUGGCAGUGAUGGAUCGAGCUCCGUUUCGCACCGCCGAUGCUCUUCAGCACGCUCUGCGUUUGCUGAGGGAGUACGUGCAGGAGGUUUCUCCAGAGCGCUGCACUUCGGCAGAGCACUUCGUGAGCGUGCCACGUCUCAGCCACCUACUGGCGACGCUGGCGCUGCUGCGCGUGGAGUCUACGGAUACCACAGCCACCGCACGAGGGACCGAAACUGACUCUCUGAUCGGCAAGGCUGUGCAGGAGAGUCGCCAGACCGCCCUUCGAUGGCUCCAUGCGCAGAAGGUGGCUCUUAACAUGGUGUGUCAGAGCACCACGUUUGCGCACGACCGCCAGCUGCUUCUCCGAGACACCGUUCUGGGUCAGCGCCUCUUAAGCGACGCGUGCACAACGGUGCAUUUCUAG